This is a messenger RNA of Sus scrofa (pig), 6285 nucleotides long. It is a transcript of the gene CCDC6, whose product is annotated as coiled-coil domain containing 6. The record is from RefSeq and is a predicted model, not a curated record. Lineage: Eukaryota; Metazoa; Chordata; Mammalia; Artiodactyla; Suidae.
GGAACUUAACGUUCUGUGAACGCUCUCCAAACCUUCCUAGGCAAGCUCGCUGAGAUCCAACUAAAAGGGCUGCGUCUGUGUUUGAAGCAGACAGAGGGAGACAGGAGCACACAACAGUCGCCAGAAGAUGGGGCCACAACUCGGCUGGGGCUGGGUGCCGGAGCCGGGCUGACCUUUCCACGUGUCCUCAGCACCUGCGAGGCUAGUGGGGCAUUAGGUUUCCUUUUCCCAGGAGCGGGCGCGAGCCCGGAAGAGGCUGGGCGGCGGCGGGCUUAGGGCAGAGAGAGGUGGGAGGCCCUCCCUCUGAACACGUGUGGCGGGGGAGCAGCUGGUGCGGAGGCUGACCUGGUCGGCAGGCACCGGCCCGCCCCGCGCGUCCCCAGCCCGCCGGCGGACGCCAGAAGGCUGACGGCGGCGGCAGGCGGGUCUCGGAGCUUUUCGGCCUGCUUUGCUGGGCGGCCUAAGCGAGCGCGCCAGGCCCGGCUGGAGCGAGCCCCAGUGCAAUACUGCCCGAGCCCGGGCGGGGUCUCUGUUCUCUGGCAGAGGAGGUCCCUUGGCAGCGGGAAGCUCCCUCUCUUUCUCUUGCCGCCGUUCGGAGUCUGCGCCCUGGUGCCAGGCGCCCAGAUCGGCGCUCCCCUGUGCUCGCCCGGCGCCCACUCAUUUGCAGCCCAGCCUUCGCCGCCGCCGCCUCCCCGCUCCUCCUCCUGGUUGUCUCCCCAGCCCGCCGCGGUCAUGGCGGACAGCGCCAGCGAGAGCGACACGGACGGGGCGGGGGGCAACAGCGGCAGCUCGGCAGCCAUGCAGUCGUCUUGCUCGUCGACCUCGGGCGGCGGUGGCGGCGGCGGGGGAGGCGGAGGCGGCGGCGGCGGCGGGGGAAAAUCGGGGGGCAUUGUCAUCUCGCCGUUCCGCCUGGAGGAGCUCACCAACCGCCUGGCUUCGCUGCAGCAGGAGAACAAGGUGCUCAAGAUUGAGCUGGAGACCUACAAACUCAAGUGCAAGGCGCUGCAGGAGGAGAACCGCGACCUGCGCAAAGCCAGCGUGACCAUCCAAGCCAGGGCUGAGCAGGAAGAAGAAUUCAUCAGUAACACUUUAUUCAAGAAAAUUCAGGCUUUGCAGAAGGAGAAGGAAACCCUUGCUGUAAAUUAUGAGAAGGAAGAAGAGUUCCUCACUAAUGAGCUCUCCAGAAAAUUGAUGCAGUUGCAACACGAGAAAGCUGAGCUGGAACAGCAUCUCGAACAGGAGCAGGAAUUCCAGGUCAACAAACUGAUGAAGAAAAUUAAAAAACUGGAGAACGAUACCAUUUCUAAGCAGCUUACAUUGGAACAGUUGAGACGAGAGAAGAUCGACCUUGAAAACACCCUCGAACAAGAACAGGAAGCACUAGUUAAUCGUCUCUGGAAAAGGAUGGAUAAACUUGAAGCUGAAAAGCGAAUCCUGCAGGAGAAAUUAGAUCAGCCGGUCUCAGCUCCCCCAUCGCCUAGAGACAUCUCCAUGGAGAUCGACUCUCCAGAAAACAUGAUGCGACACAUCAGGUUUCUAAAGAAUGAAGUGGAGAGGCUGAAGAAGCAACUGAGAGCUGCCCAGCUACAGCAUUCUGAGAAGAUGGCACAGUACCUGGAGGAGGAGCGUCACAUGAGGGAAGAGAACUUGAGGCUGCAGAGAAAGCUGCAGAGGGAGAUGGAAAGAAGGGAGGCCCUCUGUCGGCAGCUCUCCGAGAGCGAGUCCAGCUUAGAGAUGGACGACGAAAGGUAUUUUAACGAGAUGUCUGCCCAAGGAUUAAGACCUCGCACUGUGUCUAGCCCGAUCCCUUACACACCUUCUCCGAGUUCGAGCAGGCCCAUAUCACCUGGUCUCUCAUAUGCAAGUCACACGGUUGGUUUCACGCCACCCACUUCCCUGACUAGAGCCGGAAUGUCUUACUACACUUCCCCAGGUCUCCACGUGCAGCAUAUGGGAGCAUCCCAUGGUGUCACGAGGCCUUCACCGCGGAGAAGCAACAGUCCUGACAAAUUCAAGCGGCCCACACCGCCUCCGUCUCCCAACACACAGACCCCUGUCCAGCCACCGCCGCCUCCGCCUCCGCCACCCAUGCAGCCCGCGGUCCCCUCGGCAGCCACCUCGCCGCCCGCCCCCUCGCCACAUUCGGUGCACCCCUCCUCCCAGCCUUAAUGCAUGUGCUUAGUCCGACUGUCACGUGGGGACUCGUACAGUGGAGCCGUCUCCUCGACGCCAAAGGCUUCCUUCCCUGGCAUAUUUGGAUCUGACUUAUUUGCACUGAGGUUAUGUAGGCUUCACUCUUCAUUAUGUUGUAAAUGUUUGUCGGCAACGCAGCCAGUGUCGUGGGUCUACAACACUACACGACGACUUUUUUCCAUCGGUGUUUUACUUGAAUCUACACGUACGUCCAUUCCCUGGCUGGAACAUUGGCUAUUCGAUGUUUGGUAGUUCAGCAGCGGUGUGCAAUUUUCGCUUGGCCCCAGAGCUUCAUUCCCCUGGCCUGUAGGUUUGUAAAAUAAAAAAGGGAUAUCUUUUUAUAUUUUCCCCCCAUGAAUUGGCAGAAUAUUACUGAGCUGUUAGGCCCCCUUCCCCCCAUUAUAAUGGUAUUUCCCAAACCUACCAAUAAUUCAGCACUACAGUCCAGACCUUUGAGGAUCUAGCUUUCAGUCUAGAAUGGGAACUUAGCUGGAUCCAUGCCCAAGCCAAUGUUUAAUAGAGCUUUCUACAGAUACUCUUUGUCUAGGUUAUUUUCAGUAUAUAUCACCAUCCGCGUGUCUCUUGUAAAACAGCCUGAAGUAACGGGUCACAUGGCUGUACCUUUGGAUAAUUGUGCAUCAAGGUAUGAUUCUUUCUUUAUCCCUGAUGUUAAUCUACCCAAACCGGCCCCCUCUCACGUGAGGUGGUAAAGGUUGUCCCACCCACCAGUGGUUGCGAUGGCUGAUGAGAACGUGCUAUGUGGUUUCUGCUGCAGAGGGCAGUGUGGCUGUAACAGAAACAGUGGUCCUCCCUUUGCAUUCUUUACCUGUGUGUCCCGAAAACAGAGUUCGAACAAAUAUUUUAAAGGUGCAGAGUACUAUUAGAAAAUACUAUUUGAAAUGAACCUUAUAGGAAUAUCUUGGCAUAAUGGCCACAAAAUACUUUAUUGCUUGGCAGAAAAGAGGUAUAGAGGAAAGUAGCACAUUAGCAUUGAAGACUGCUUGUUUCGCCCAGUGAAGGCAAGUGCAGUGUACAAAGAAGUAUAAUAUCCUGAAUGCGUUAUUUCCAUUCAUUCAGCACAAAUAAAUCGUUUGGUUUCACUUGGAAGUGGAACACCGUGAGUCACUCUUUUCUUAACACUUGCAACAUCUUUAUUUUUGCUUUUCAGCAGUUACUGUUUUGUACUUUGGUAGUAAAGUGAUUAUUACCACCUGUGUUCGCAUAUUUAUAUAUGCUGUGGAUGAAAAUAACUUACUAGAGAAUGUAUAUUUUAUGAUGAGAAUGUGUAUCUGUUGAAUAUAAUCAGAGAACUGAAAAUUAAUUUAUCCGUAAUUUUGCAGACUCCAUGUUUUGUGACAGCAUCUCUGAUAGCUAGCCCUUUCUUGAACAUGCUCAUAAGCAUAAGGAACCAUGGCAUUGUAGAUACUUAAUACUGUACAGUAGAGAAACCUCCAUUUUUGCCUUUGAAUGCAUAUUUAAGAGUUACAGAAUGAAACAAAAGUCUUGUUGGAUAAUAGCGUUCAACUAGAAGCUUAAGAAUUUGAGAGUAAAAGCAACAAUAGGAUUUUUCAGCUCUUUCAGCUUCCGGCCCCCAAACUGAGAGUGUCCCUCCUCCAUUGUUUGAAAGAAAUCGUAGGUCUGCAUCUGUUUUAUUUAUGAUGUGUAAUAUACAUAAUCAUCGUCUGGUUCUCAAAUAUGGGGAAGAAGUGUUUGGCAUUUAAUUACUGAGGCUUGAGGCUUUUAAUUCGAUCAGACGGGGUUCUAGCCAACAGCUCACUGUCCUCCUGGUACCUGGCCCUUCUGAGGAAUUCUGAGAGCCGGCCAGCAAAUGCUGCCGCGUUGGUACAGUUCUCUUUUUCCUAUAGGAGAAAUAUGGUACAUGUUUACAAGAAUCUUCCACGAGACGCAGCGCUGUUGGAUAGUGUCUUGUACUCAAGCAAGAAUGUCCACAAGGUAACGCUGUUCCCUUCGCUUGCUGGCAAUUUAGAGACUCCCGAAAGCACAAGAGAGAAUGUGGCCAUGGGGUGACUGAAAAAGAUCUGGGAGUGAGCAGACAGUUGCUGACAAAUGCCUUUUAGAGACAGGUUGUUGACAUCCAGACCUCUGCAGAAAUGUAAUGCUGGUUUCCCCAGACUCGUUAUUUCAUUGCAGAAUAAAACACAGCUCCUUCAAACAGUACCUUUUCCCCAUAAAUUAGUUGCCUGUCCGGGCAGUUGUUCUGGAUUGAUAGUACAAACACUACUCUUUGGAAUCUCUGCUGGUUCGUGUCCUAUUCGAGUGUUUAAGGCCCUCGUGUGGAGCCUGUCACAUUUGGGCAGUACCUGCUAGGGGCAGUUCCUUCCUUGGCCAUUGUUCAGCCCCAAGGACCCCGAAGAUUCAGAUCCCAAGGCCAGAGAGGCCAAAGCCCGCUUGCCCACAGGAAGCUGCCCCUCAGGGGCUGAAUGCGGUUCCUGCUGUUGCCCUUCCCCGCCCCAGGUAACCCCUCCUGCCUCCCAGAGGCCCUGGAAGGCAAGUGGGAGCAACAGCAGGUUCAGUAGCUUCACUUGCCUGUCUUGCUGACAGAGACCAUUGGCUACACACUGUGCUGCUAACAGGAUCAGACCUCAUCGCCAGAUUACCAUGCCUUUUAUACGAAACCAAAUUACUUUCCCUAAGACCCGCCACCCCUCUGGGCUCUGAACUGAUCGUUCUCAUCAAUCAUGCUGGCAUGCUAGACCAAAUUCUAGAACUUUGGCAGAGGGUGGAAGUAUUAAAGAUUUGAUUUGACUUGCUCCUUUGGGAAUGGAAAAGGAGUUUUAAAUUCUGAGCUCCAGAGAGACUGAGCCCAACCAUGGGAUGAAUGUGUGACCAGAAUGUGGCUUUGACACCAAGUGCUGCUGCCCCUUUGUCAUUGGCUUCUGAUUUGACCAAAAUAACUUCCAAUGUGAAUUUUUGUUAACUGUUCAAUUGUAGGAAAAUAGAGUAUGUAUCACCCUUUGUUAGGCAGACAUGAACUUUUCCCGCACAAAGCCUUGCUUGUAGAGGAGGCCCAAAAAGGCAAGAAAAAGCAUAGUAACUUGUGCUUUCAGAGCUCAUUCAAUAUUUUAAAUCUUAUCAGUAUGGAAGAAAGAUUUCUGUGUAACCUGAUCUUUUAUCUAGUAUUUGUCUCAUAGGUAACCAACACUUGAGAACUUUGUAGUAAUGACUACCAAAGAAAUGCAUAGUAAAACAACCUUUUAUUUCCAAAUUAUUAAAGAGCCAGCCAUUGACGCUGCUACCUGAGUUCCAUGCUCAAGAGCCAUUGUAAGAGAUUAAGAGGUUUUUAGGUUUGGGGUGGGGGGCGUUGUUUUGGGUUUUUUUGUUUAUUUUUUUAAGUUUUCCUUUCCUUUUGACUUUUUUUUUUUUUUUUUUUUGAUAAAACACACACACACAGUUGUUAGCAUAAAAUUCCAGGGAGCAUGCUUCAGAAUGCUUGGUUGUAGUUAACUGCCAAGCCCUGGUUGCCUCAUACUAGGCAAUGGAAGGAAUCCUAUGUUCAUGAUAGAGUGAGUGCUGUGUAUAUGUGAGAGAGAGAGAGUGUGUGUGUGUGUAUGUGUGUGUGUGUGUAUUCAUGCCUUAACUUGGGUUACUGCUCAACUUAGUUCUUGACUUCGUCUGCACCGUCAUCUAGAUUGUACUGUACAUCUCGAUCUGAACUUCAUCCUGGCAAAAAAACAAAGUUGCGGGCACAACAGUUUAAGAAUGCAUUCCUCCAGAAAAGCGUUUGAUGAGGUUGACCCUGAGCCGCCUUUGGACUUUCUUUGGAGCUAGGCAUGGAAAGCAAAAGUGGACUGUCCCAUGGAAAGACAUCGACAAGGAAGAGAGGAGAGCCGAGUGCUAGCGUGUCUUUUGCCUCUGCCUAUCUGUACACACUGUAUGUCGUUCAUGAUAUAGCUUGUCUACAACUUGACUAGGUCGGAGUUCUGGUAAUAGUGGCAAUCUUGACAUUUCUUGGUCAGAGUUUAGAGAGAUGUAAGACUUCCAAUUAAUGUCUUAUUUACUUCUUUAUGUUGAUUAGUCUUUGAUACAUGUGCUGAAUCAGAAACCUAAAUAAAGAUAAUUUUUUAAAAUGAA